Phytophthora infestans T30-4 is the source of this 1019-nucleotide messenger RNA. RefSeq lists its product as uncharacterized. The transcript is spliced from 2 exons. The coding region runs from base 3 to 941 and encodes 312 amino acids. NCBI's taxonomy places the organism in Eukaryota, Oomycota, Peronosporomycetes, Peronosporales, Peronosporaceae. The record is from RefSeq and is a predicted model, not a curated record.
CGAUGUCUUCCUCUACCACCACGGCCGCCAUCUCCCAGUCGCCGACCACCAGCAUCAAUAUUUCAGAGGAUGGACGCUCCUUUCUCUCAGAGUCUGGUGCCAACUCCAGCUCUGGCAGGCCUCAGUCAUCCUCAACUGCCAACUCUAGCGGCUGCUCGCGUGCGCUACAACGGCGCUUCCCGCGCGUUCGGCGCUGCCUUACCCGUGCGUCGAUGGGAACGAGCAGAGCAGCCGGUGGUCUAACGGUGAUAGUCGCGCUGCUUAUGGUGGGAAUCGUGGGUACCUUUGCGCUGCAUCAGAUGAUGAGCCCUGAGAUUGAGGCGCUCACGCAACAGCGCGAGAAGCUCAAGGACGACGUCAUGGCUUUGCGAAUGCAGGUGGAGAACAUAACGCGCAUCGCAGAGAGCCGCCUGGAGACCAUCCACCUCCUGGAGACAGAGCUCGAGCGACAGCACGUCCAAGCGGCGGAGGCUGCGGCUACUGCCACAAGCGGCGCAGAGCACGGUGCCGCUCCACAUGUGGCCAAUGAGCACAUAAGGAGCGGCGAGAUCCGUCCGAGUGUUGUGCUGCCUACGAUAUUUUACACUGUGUUGUUGGGUUCCGUCCUGCUAGCGUCUGUGCUCUACCGGAUUUUCCUAAUCAUCCGUGGCGAGAUCGUCGCCCAGUACAAGUUAGGAAAGAAGCAGUAUGCUGGUGGCAGUGGCUCUGGCGGACUCAUGAUGCCACCAGUCUCAGAAUCGUCCUUGGACAGCAGACGGAAUGGAAGAGGAACGCCGCCGCUGUCGCCCACGCGAGGUCCAAUCGUUGACGACUCGGUGUCUAGUGGCGGUCGAUCUGCUGCAUCUGGUGGUCCCAACUCGUCACUCAGUCCUAAAUCAACCGGCGAGUCUUCGCCUCAGUGCUACAAGCGCGCGCCAGGAUCUUCGCCAACGAUCGUUUAGGCUCCUUCGUGGACAUUGUACAAACACACUUACGAAGUUCACAGCAGUAGCAUUUUAAAUAAAGCAGUGCAGUCCUGA